CCUGGGAAAAUACGUGGACGUCCUACUUCCCUAUCGGUGCAGGUGCAGGUGUGGGCCACCCCGCCCCCUGCGCGAGUGACAGCAGCACAGAUGCCCUUCACUGACACGAGGAUGAUCUGCUGCUGAUCUGCGCCUGAGACUCCAGCUCUGCCAUUCCUCCAUCAGCACUGAUACAACAGCACUUCUGCUGCUGCUGGACAUCCAGACUGCAGUUCUGCUCAAUAGCUGGAGAUUAUGUUCAGUGGACUUUUAAAGGAGGAGCCCAUUCAUGAACUCUCAGACUGUGGUGUGGAGCAGAGGAGAACAAAAUACAUCUGAUCCAAGCUGUUCUAGCGUGCUGAAGAUCGUGCUCUUUUAAACGGGACGGGGCUCUGAGAGAGAGAGACCAUGGCUGGAUGUUGCAUGUCUGCGGAGGAGAAGGAACGACAGAGGAUAAAUCAGGAGAUAGACAAACAACUGAGGAAAGACAAGAAAGACUCGCGUAGAGAACUCAAACUACUGCUGCUGGGCACAGGUGAGAGUGGCAAGAGUACGUUCAUUAAACAGAUGAGGAUCAUUCAUGGCUCGGGUUAUACUGAUGAAGAUAAGAAAGGCUUCAUUAAGCUCGUCCACCAGAAUGUGAUCAGCGCCAUGCAGUCCAUGGUCAGAGCUAUGGACAUGCUGAAGAUCGCGUAUGCUAACUCAGACAACCAGGCUAAUGGUACACUGGUGAAUGAUAUUGAGGUGGAUAAGAUCAUGAGUUUGGACGAGGCCCAAGUCAACGCCAUCCGGAGUCUAUGGAACGACACUGGGAUUCAGGAAUGCUACGACCGCCGCAGAGAGUACCAGCUAACCGACUCUGCCAAAUACUACCUGAGUGAUCUGGAUCGGAUUUCAGACGCUGAGUACGUCCCCACAGAGCAGGACAUUCUGAGAGUCAGGGUUCCCACCACAGGUAUCAUCGAGUAUCCCUUCGACCUGGAGAACGUCAUCUUCAGGAUGGUGGACGUCGGGGGUCAGCGAUCCGAGCGCAGGAAGUGGAUCCACUGCUUUGAGAACGUCACCUCCAUCAUCUUCCUGGUGGCUCUGAGCGAGUACGACCAGGUCCUGGCUGAAUGUGACAAUGAGAAUCGGAUGGAGGAGAGUAAAGCUUUGUUUAAAACCAUCAUCACAUAUCCUUGGUUCCAGCAGUCGUCUGUGAUUCUCUUUCUUAAUAAGACAGACAUCCUGAAGGAGAAGAUCGUGCACUCUCACCUGGCCACCUACUUCCCAGAAUUCACAGGCCCCCAAAACGAUCCAAAGCCAGCCCAGGAGUUUAUUCUUAAGAUGUACCAGGAGCAAAACGAAGACAAAGACAAAUCCAUCUACUCUCACUUCACUUGUGCCACCGACACGGAGAACAUCCGCUUGAUCUUCGCAGCUGUGAAAGACACCAUCCUCAGACACAACCUCAAAGAGUUCAACCUGGUUUAAAAUCAACAUCCUGGAGGACAAACCUGGUCCUGCUCUCUUCUGUUGAUCUGUUGAGUAGAUUUAGCUCUCACAUUAGCUUAACAUGGUUCUAUUGUUGACUAAGGACUUAUAUAAGGAAGUAUCUAGGAGAACUGCCUAAUGGAUUAGAUGUGGACUGGCUUCCUGAAAACGAGCCUUGAUCUACCAUUACAAGGAUGAAUCUUCUUUUCAGUCGUGUUUAGGUCCUCUGAUAGAUGGGUAGGUUUCAUCGACAACAGAUGUUGUCAUUUUGUUCAUUAUGUGAGUAGAGUUUACAAGGGAGGCUACUUAGGAGAUUUUAAGGCACAUGUAAAAAAUUUUUCCUGAUGUAAUAGAUCAAAGUCUUGAAGACUCCUUAAAGCGUUUAAAGGCAAAAAAGAUGGAGAAGUUUACAUUUUAAUAUAAAAACUUGGAUUUUUUGUUUUUUUUAACAAACAUGCUCUAAAGUUGCCUUAUGUAGUUGUAACGCAAACCUGAAUCAUGAUUAUGCAUUUGUAGAAAUUAAAGGUAUGAAUUGAAUUCAGAUAUAUUUUUUAUUUUAUUAUUAUUUCUCAAUGUAAAAAUAAUUUACUAGCCAUUUUAAACUGGUGUUUCAGUGUCAAAUUGUACAUUGUAAAGGAUAUUUAUCAUUUUAAACAUGCAUAUUCCUUAAAAAAAAUCUUGAUUUCUCACAGAAAAUUCAGUCACGAGGCAAAUUCAGAAAGUUUUCGCAUUUUACGCAGCCACUGAUUUCCGAGUUUCAUUAUUUGACCUCAGUUUCGUAGCAGGUACAAGCUGUAGUGAAUACCUGAAGUGCCUUUAAACUGUAAUGUCUGUAUCUGCUUUGAUAAUAUUUAUUAAACAAGGAUAUACAGCUAUAUGU
Sinocyclocheilus anshuiensis is the source of this 2332-nucleotide messenger RNA. Its product is annotated as guanine nucleotide-binding protein subunit alpha-14-like. Gene Ontology annotation, biological process: phospholipase C-activating dopamine receptor signaling pathway; adenylate cyclase-modulating G protein-coupled receptor signaling pathway. Lineage: Eukaryota; Metazoa; Chordata; Actinopteri; Cypriniformes; Cyprinidae. The coding region runs from base 388 to 1452 and encodes 354 amino acids. The transcript is spliced from 7 exons. The record is from RefSeq and is a predicted model, not a curated record. Gene Ontology annotation, molecular function: G protein-coupled receptor binding; G-protein beta/gamma-subunit complex binding; guanyl nucleotide binding. Gene Ontology annotation, cellular component: cytoplasm; heterotrimeric G-protein complex.